AUGCUGGCGAUCAUGGAUCCUCCUCGCGACGAUGUCCCGGAUGCGAUUGCGAAGUGCAAAGACGCUGGUAUCAAGGUGUUCAUGGUCACGGGUGAUCACCCCUUGACGGCUCGAGCGAUUGCCACAGAGAUCGGACUACUGGAUGACUACGGCAGCGUACUGGAGUUGUUGACACCCACUCCGGUUGAUAACCUCCCUGUGGAUUUGGAUACGUACGAUGGCGCAGUCGUACACGGCGGGGUGAUCAAUUAUCUGUCUGACGAAGAUCUGAAGACUAUCCUACAAUUGAAAUCUGUCGUAUUCGCUCGAACUACCCCUCAACACAAGCUCCAAAUUGUUCAAGCCAGCCAGGAGAUCGGCGAAUGUGUCGGAGUUACAGGUGAUGGUGUCAACGAUGCUCCAGCUCUGAAACAGGCCGAUGUUGGCGUUGCCAUGGGGAUGAACGGCAGUGACGUGGCUCGACAAGCUGCGGACAUCAUUCUGAUGGACGAUAACUUCUCCUCAAUAGUGCGUGGUGUCGAGCAAGGCCGCGUGAUCUUCGAUAACCUGAAGAAGACGAUCGCCUACACGUUGACGCAUCUGUGGCCCGAGAUCAUGCCGGUGGCCAUCAACUUGGCGCUCGGAAUGCCUGCCGGUAUGACGUCGUUGCAGAUCUUGAGUAUCGAUCUUGGCACCGAGUUGGGCCCCGCCAUCUCCAUCGCGUACGAAGGUGCAGAACAAGACAUUAUGCAACGUCCUCCACGCGACCUAAACAAGGACCGUCUCAUGUCUAAGUCGCUGCUGAUCUACGCGUAUGCUGUCGCUGGAAUGAUCAACGCGGCUGGUUGUUUAGUUGCUUACGGUACCGUCUUCUGGCGCAACGGAGUGUCGUUCUCGGACUUGUUCAUGAGCGCCGAUGACUACUGGACAGACGAUGCCAAGACUUUCUGCACUGCGGACGGUGAAUGCUUCGACGAAGAUGAGCAGCUGAACUUACUAGAGGAAGCGUGUGGGUCAUGGUACAUUGCACUGAUCGUGUGCCAGUUUUUCCACAUCUGGGUGGCCAAGACUCGACGCACGUCCGUGGUGAAGGCCCAUCCGUUCAAGAACACCAUCACGAUUUAUGGUGCUGCCAUCGAAAUCUUGAUCGUUGUUCUCGUCGUGUACGUUCCUGGCUUCCAGUCGUUCUUCGGCACUGCCGCUGCUAACUACGUACCGUGGUUGAUUGGAUGCGGAACGGGAAUAUUGACGUGCUUGUACAGCGAGACCAUUAAGGCGCUCGCACGUCGUGAAGUUCCAGGACAGGAGCGGUGUCUUAUGCGUUGGCUAGCCUGGUAA
This is a messenger RNA of Phytophthora nicotianae INRA-310, 1317 nucleotides long. RefSeq lists its product as hypothetical. Gene Ontology annotation, biological process: intracellular sodium ion homeostasis; intracellular potassium ion homeostasis; proton transmembrane transport. Bases 1 to 1317 code for a protein of 438 amino acids. The record is from RefSeq and is a predicted model, not a curated record. The transcript has a single exon. NCBI's taxonomy places the organism in Eukaryota, Oomycota, Peronosporomycetes, Peronosporales, Peronosporaceae. Gene Ontology annotation, cellular component: membrane. Gene Ontology annotation, molecular function: ATP hydrolysis activity; P-type sodium:potassium-exchanging transporter activity; ATP binding.